Molecule: messenger RNA, 681 nt
Organism: Prosopis cineraria
Lineage: Eukaryota; Viridiplantae; Streptophyta; Magnoliopsida; Fabales; Fabaceae
Product: serine/threonine-protein kinase EDR1-like
Exons: 2
Coding region: 4-249 (81 amino acids)
Biological process (GO): protein phosphorylation
Molecular function (GO): protein kinase activity
Source: RefSeq, a predicted model, not a curated record
CCCAUGGAAGGGGUUGAACCCAAUGCAGGUUGUGGAGCUGUUGGGUUUCAAAAUAGACGGCUUGAAAUUCCAGAAGAUGUUGAUCCAGUAGUAGCACAAAUUGUAUGUGAUUGUUGGCAAACGGAGCCACACUUGCGACCAUCAUUUUCACAGAUCAUGUCUCGUCUCCGCCACCUUCGGCGUCUAGUUGUUAGAACAACCAAUCCAACUGACAAAUUAAAUGAAGUUGUCCUAGUAGAGAGCAAUUGAGAUGAUAGUUGUUGCUUGGUUCGAAGAGCCAGGGCAGCUGAAGUCUUUUACUUUUGUGCUUUCAAAUGAAGACAAGAAAAGCGGAGCAAGAGCCAACAUCGAGAGCGGCUAAAAAUUUACCUAUUGACAGAUACGGGGAGAUUACUGAAUUGGGAAGUGCAAGGCUCAUUCAAAGCGAUGGGCGCAAGCAACCAUGAGAAUAGAGUAAAAACCCUUUCGAGUACCUGCAUGAGUCCGGUGGAGGUUUGGUUUUAUACAGCUCAACAUCCACGAACUGUAAUUUUUUUUAAAAAAAAAAAGGCUUAUGUUUUUCUUGGAGAACUUGAUGGCAAUUGUAUCUAUGUAAAGUCUAGUCAGUUUUAUUUAGCAUGAGUUAGAGUAGCGACAACUAGUUGUCCUGAAAAGAGAGAAGGGACAACUGAAUAUUUUUCG